Molecule: messenger RNA, 5450 nt
Organism: Propithecus coquereli (Coquerel's sifaka)
Lineage: Eukaryota; Metazoa; Chordata; Mammalia; Primates; Indriidae
Gene: NEO1
Product: neogenin 1
Exons: 31
Coding region: 1-4692 (1563 amino acids)
Biological process (GO): cell-cell adhesion
Cellular component (GO): membrane
Molecular function (GO): protein binding
Source: RefSeq, a predicted model, not a curated record
AUGUUAUAUUUUCUUACAGAAAUAGUAGAAGAAAGAGCCAGCAUUCGAACAUUCACUCCAUUUUAUUUUCUGGUGGAGCCAGUGGAUACACUCUCUGUUAGAGGCUCUUCUGUUAUAUUAAACUGUUCAGCAUAUUCUGAGCCUUCUCCAAAAAUUGAAUGGAAAAAAGAUGGAACUUUUUUAAAUUUAGUAUCAGAUGAUCGACGCCAGCUUCUCCCAGAUGGAUCUUUAUUUAUCAGCAAUGUGGUGCAUUCCAAACACAAUAAACCUGAUGAAGGUUAUUAUCAGUGUGUGGCCACAGUUGAGAGUCUUGGAACUAUUGUCAGCAGAACAGCCAAGCUCACAGUAGCAGGUCUUCCAAGAUUUAUCAGCCAACCAGAACCUUCCACAGUUUAUGCUGGGAGCAGUGCAAUUCUGAAUUGUGAAGUUAAUGCAGAUUUGGUCCCCUUUGUGAGGUGGGAACAGAACGGACAGCCCCUUCUUCUGGAUGAUAGAGUUAUCAAACUCCCGAGUGGAACACUGGUUAUCAGCAACGUGACUGAAGGAGAUGGGGGACUUUAUCGCUGCAUAGUUGAAAGUGGUGGGCCACCAAAGUAUAGUGAUGAAGCUGAAUUGAAGGUUCUUCCAGAUCCCGAGGUAACUUCAAACUUGGUAUUUUUGAAACAACCUUCUUCCUCAGUGAGAGUCAUUGGUCAGAGUGCAGUGUUGCCGUGCGUUGCCUCAGGACUUCCUGCUCCAGCCAUUAGAUGGAUGAAGAAUGAGGAGGCCCUUGACAUAGAAAGCUCUGAAAGAUUGGUGUUGCUGGCAGGUGGUAGCCUGGAGAUCAGUGAUCCCGGGGCCUUUAAAUUGGCCAGUAGACACCCCAGGGGCGUCUCGCGGGGAAUUUUAGAAGAUUGGCUACCCAUGUCGCCCCAACCCGAACGGGGAAGCGGACAGGAACAGUAUCCUGACUGUGGAGGCAACAAAAGUCUGGGGGAUGUCUCCGCCGAGACUAGUGUGCUGGAACGGAAAGGGGUGAGAGGAAUUCAGGCGUCCCCGAAUAGCCUCAACCCCUGGAACGGGAGAGCCUCCGACGUGGGCCCACGGUUUAAUGGACAGGGAACAGUAUCCCAGAGAAGAGAGGCUCCCAGCGGGGGAUCCGGGUUGGGACAACAUAGGGUGACUCACCCAGGCCGAGGUCGUCAAUCAGGGACUCGAAGGCAGUCAGCGGAGGUCCUGGUCCAGAAUGCGAGAACAGCUUGUAAUACUCUUAAUUUUAAGCUCUUCAGUAUAGUCAACUUAGUAAAUAGUUCUCAACAAGGAGCUGGGAAAACUCAACCUGAAUUCCUGAAGCAACCUACUAAUAUAUAUGCUCAUGAAUCUAUGGAUAUUGUGUUCGAAUGCGAAGUGACUGGGAAACCAACUCCAACUGUGAAGUGGGUCAAGAAUGGGGAUAUGGUUAUCCCAAGUGAUUACUUUAAGAUUGUAAAGGAACAUAAUCUUCAAGUUUUGGGUCUGGUGAAAUCAGAUGAAGGGUUCUAUCAGUGCAUUGCUGAGAAUGAUGUUGGAAAUGCACAAGCUGGAGCCCAACUGAUAAUCCUUGAACAUGAUGUUGCCAUCCCAACAUUACCUCCCACUUCACUGACCAGUGCCACUACUGACCAUCUAGCACCAGCCACAACGGGACCAUUGCCUUCAGCUCCUCGGGAUGUGGUGGCCUCCCUGGUCUCUACUCGCUUCAUCAAAUUGACAUGGCGGACACCUGCGUCAGAUCCUCAUGGAGACAACCUCACCUACUCUGUAUUCUACACCAAGGAAGGAAUUGCUAGGGAACGUGUUGAGAAUACCAGUCGCCCAGGAGAAAUGCAGGUAACCAUUCAAAACCUGAUGCCAGCGACAGUGUACAUCUUUAGAGUCACGGCUCAAAAUAAGCAUGGCUCAGGAGAGAGUUCAGCGCCACUGCGGGUGGAAACACAGCCUGAGGUUCAGCUCCCUGGCCCAGCACCUAACAUUCGAGCAUAUGCAACUUCACCUACUUCAAUCACUGUCACAUGGGGAACACCAUUGUCUGGCAACGGGGAAAUUCAAAAUUACAAAUUGUACUACAUGGAAAAAGGGACUGAUAAAGAACAGGAUAUUGAUGUUUCAAGUCACUCCUAUACUGUUAAUGGGUUGAAAAAGUAUACUGAGUAUAGUUUCCGAGUGGUGGCCUACAAUAAACAUGGUCCUGGAGUCUCCACACAAGAUGUUGCUGUUCAAACGUUAUCAGAUGUUCCCAGUGCUGCUCCUCAGAACCUGUCCUUAGAAGUGAGAAAUUCGAAGAGCAUUAUGAUUCACUGGCAGCCACCUCCUCCAGCCACACAAAAUGGUCAGAUUACUGGCUACAAAAUUCGCUACCGAAAGGCCUCCCGAAAGAGUGAUGUCACUGAGACUUUGGUAACUGGGACACAGCUGUCUCAGCUGAUUGAAGGUCUCGAUCGGGGAACUGAAUAUAAUUUCCGAGUGGCUGCUCUAACAAUCAAUGGCACAGGCCCGGCAACUGACUGGCUGUCUGCUGAAACUUUUGAAAGUGACUUAGAUGAAACUCGUGUUCCUGAAGUGCCUAGUUCUCUUCAUGUCCGCCCUCUUGUCACGAGCAUCGUAGUGAGCUGGACUCCUCCAGAGAAUCAGAACAUUGUGGUCAGAGGUUAUGCCAUUGGUUAUGGCAUUGGCAGCCCUCAUGCCCAGACCAUCAAAGUGGACUAUAAACAGCGCUAUUAUACCAUCGAAAAUCUGGAUCCCAGCUCUCACUACGUGAUAACCCUGAAAGCGUUCAACAACGUGGGUGAAGGCAUCCCCCUGUACGAGAGUGCCGUGACCAGGCCGCACACAGUGCCAGAUCCCACUCCCAUGAUGCCACCAGUGGGAGUUCAGGCUUCCAUUCUGAGUCAUGACACCAUACGGAUUACGUGGGCGGACAACUCCCUGCCCAAACACCAGAAGAUUACAGACUCGCGAUACUACACAGUUCGGUGGAAAACCAACAUCCCAGCAAACACGAAAUACAAGAAUGCAAAUGCAACAACUUUGAGUUAUUUGGUGACUGGUUUAAAACCGAAUACACUCUAUGAAUUCUCUGUGAUGGUGACCAAAGGUCGAAGAUCAAGCACCUGGAGUAUGACAGCCCAUGGGACCACCUUCGAAUUAGUUCCUACUUCUCCACCCAAGGAUGUGACAGUGGUGAGUAAAGAGGGAAAGCCUAGGACCAUAAUUGUGAAUUGGCAGCCUCCCUCUGAGGCGAAUGGCAAAAUCACAGGUUACAUCAUAUAUUACAGUACGGAUGUGAACGCGGAGAUACACGACUGGGUUAUUGAGCCUGUCGUGGGAAAUAGGCUGACUCACCAGAUCCAAGAGCUAACGCUUGAUACACCGUACUACUUCAAAAUCCAAGCCCGGAACUCAAAGGGCAUGGGGCCCAUGUCUGAGGCUGUCCAGUUCAGAACACCUAAAGCGGACUCCUCUGAUAAAAUGCCUAAUGAUCAAGCCUCGGGAUCUGCAGGAAAAGGAAGCCGGCUGCCAGACCUAGGAUCUGACUACAAACCUCCAAUGAGUGGCAGUAACAGCCCUCACGGCAGCCCCACCUCUGUAGACAGUAAUAUGCUGCUGGUCAUCAUUGUUUCCGUUGGCGUCAUCACCAUCGUGGUGGUCGUGAUCAUCGCUGUCUUUUGCACCCGGCGCACCACCUCUCACCAGAAAAAGAAACGAGCUGCCUGCAAAUCAGUGAAUGGCUCUCACAAGUACAAAGGGAAUUCCAAAGAUGUUAAACCCCCAGACCUCUGGAUCCAUCAUGAGAGACUAGAGUUGAAGCCAAUUGAUAAGUCUCCAGACCCAAACCCCAUCAUGACCGACACGCCCAUUCCUCGCAACUCUCAAGAUAUCACACCGGUUGACAAUUCCAUGGACGGCAAUAUCCAUCAAAGGCGAAAUUCAUACAGAGGGCACGAAUCAGAAGACAGCAUGUCUACACUGGCUGGAAGGCGGGGAAUGAGACCAAAAAUGAUGAUGCCCUUUGACUCCCAGCCACCCCAGCCUGUGAUUAGUGCCCAUCCCAUCCAUUCCCUCGAUAACCCUCACCAUCAUUUCCACUCCAGCAGCCUCGCUUCUCCAGCUCGCAGUCAUCUCCACCACCCGGGCAGCCCAUGGCCCGUUGGCACAUCCAUGUCCCUUUCAGACAGGGCCAAUUCCACAGAAUCCGUUCGAAAUACCCCCAGCACUGACACCAUGCCAGCCUCCUCGUCUCAGACAUGCUGCACUGAUCAUCAGGAUCCUGAAGGUGCUACGAGCUCCUCUUACUUGGCCAGCUCCCAAGAGGAAGAUUCAGGCCAGAGUCUCCCCACGGCCCACGUUCGCCCUUCCCACCCAUUGAAGAGCUUCGCUGUGCCAGCAAUCCCACCCCCAGGACCUCCCACCUACGAUCCUGCGUUGCCGAGCACACCGUUACUAUCCCAGCAAGCUCUGAACCAUCACCUUCACUCAGUGAAGACAGCCUCCAUCGGGACUCUGGGAAGGAGCCGGCCUCCUAUGCCAGUGGUUGUUCCCAGUGCCCCUGAAGUGCAGGAGACCACGCGAAUGCUGGAAGACUCGGAGAGUAGCUAUGAACCAGAUGAGCUGACCAAAGAGAUGGCCCACCUGGAAGGACUGAUGAAGGACCUAAACGCCAUCACGACAGCAUGACGCCCUUCACCGGGACAUGACUCUAAGCCAGAGUCUAGAAGUCUUGGGACUUAGCCUUGAAAACAAGGAAUUGUACAGAGUACGAGAGGACAGCACUUGAGAACACAGAGUGGGCCAGCAGGCCACCCAGCAGGCCAGCCAGCGCCUCCGUGCAGGCUGGCUCCAGGCAUGGCCGCCUGCCUUCUCCUGGUCAGCCUGGAAAGAGCCUGUGUCAAGGCAGCUUCCCUUUGCCUGCCGAUACCCUGCAGGACUGGGCACCAUGGGCCAAAAUUUUGUGUCCAGGGAAGAGGCAAGAAGUGCAACCUGCAUUUCACUUUGCGGUCAGGCUGUGUCUUCGUGCUGCGACUGCAUCACCUUUAUGGAGUGUAGACAUUGGCAUUUAUGUACAAUUUUAUUUGUGUCUUAUUUUAUUUUACCUUCACAAACAAAAUCACUAUCAAAAACCAAGAAAGUCCGUGGUGUUCUCCGCAAGUGGUUGACGUUUGACUGCUUGUUCCGAUUAUGUAAGGAAAGUCAUUGACCGUGUGGGUUGUUCCAGGGGUUGGCUUGUUUUUUGGUUUUGUUUUUAUAUUUUAAUUCUGAGUCAUUGCAUCCUCUACCAACUGUUAAUCCAUCACUUUGACGGGGAGGAAAUGUUGCAUUGCUGUAAGCUUUUUUUUAUUAUUUUUUAUUAUAAUUAUUAAAGGCCUGACUUUCUCCUCUCAUCACUGUGAGAUUACAGAUCUGUUUGAAUGGAAUGAAAUGUAACAUUGAAAAGA